AAUCUAUAAGAUUUAUUUCAGAAGGUGAAUUUUACUGUAGUGAAAGCGCUAGUUAGGGUUACCUUGUAGGUGCUUGUGCAUCCUACUGCAGUCGUCUUGCUUACUUCCCUAAGGGUAUCAUUCAGUGAUGGCGGUGUCCGAGAAUCCGCAGCUACCUUCGACACUCAAAAAUGAGGGUCCAGCAGAAGUUUUGCCUGAAGAAAACUGUGGUAACGCCGUGGCAGAUCAUUUAUCUGGAGAAGACGAUAACAUGAAUCAAGAAACUGAUCAAAAUGAGGUUGGGGAAGGAUGGAAGGAAGUUCGAAACAAGAAAAAUGAAAAUCGUUCAAUAUCAAAUCGAUCAUAUCAUAACGAUUGGGGACAUCACGGUCCAUACCACGAUACACGAAGGAGAUACAGAGGGUAUAACCAUAGCAACCACUCAAAAGUCGCUGAAAAAUCGAGCGAAAAAUCUGAUGCAAAUAAUCUUGAUGAGGAUAAAGAACAGCAUUCACCUUCUGAAGAUGACACAAAGGAAAAUAACAAUGAUUCGGGGGAAGGGAGAGAUUCACAAGAUGCAGAUGAAGACAAGGAUAAAGUGGAAUUUGUUGCAGCACCAUUACCUAAAGUAAAUCCUUGGGGUUCUUCGCCAAAACCUCAACAAAAUGAAAAGAUUUCAAAGCCUAGUGCAACUAAUGGUAAGGCAACGAAAACCCGUAAGACAUCUGGGUCAAAAAAAUCUGCCACUCCUAAAUCAACAGAAAAUUCAGCAUCUAAAAAACCAAAAAAGACAUGGAAGUCUCCAGCAAAAGUAGAAGUUAGUGUCAUAGAUUCAAUGCAGUUGUCAUCAGAAAGCUGGGCCCAAGAAGUAGAAAAUAGUCUUUCUGCGGAAGUGACCAUGGCACCGGAAAAUGACACAAAAGAAAGCAGUGGGGAGAGAAUUGACAAUACAAAGGACAAAGAGAACAAGAAACCGUCCAGCAAAAACAAAGGUUCCGAUGCAUGGCCUUCUCUCACUGAUUCAAUUAAACCGACUGUGAAAACAGAUGGUGGUGAAUCAGUUAAUGUUGAAGAGAACGAUACUAAGACUCCUCGCACUACACCCAAGCAGAGAAAACGAGAUCAUGGAAAAAGUAAAGACGCUGGGGGUGAUCACGGUGAUGUAGAAGGGAAAGAGAACAAUGUACCAGGAAGAAGGUCUGCACCGGCUACUCCGAACAAUAGAAAGAAAGGACGUCAUAAGUGGGUUCCACUCCCAGUUCCAGUAAAUUCGAAGAGAGGUGGGGGAAGAGGGAGAGGAUCACGUGCAAGAUCUUCAUCACCAACACGCAGAACACCUGGCAACAACAGAAGAAAUAAUUAUUUUUAUCAAAGAACUGUGAGAGGAUUUCCCAGGAAUUCUCAAAACAACAACAGCAACAAUACAGCCUCCGAUAUGGAUGACAAUUGGCGGAAUCAUCCCCACCCUGGUCACAGUAGCCCUCAACCUUAUGGCCACGGACAUAAAAAAUCUCACCCAAGAAGAGGUCGUCAUCGAGGGCGAGGAGGCCAUGAAGGUUAUCCGAGAGUGAAAUCUAAGAGUACAGAGGAUCCUGAUUUUCCUGGUUUAGUUGAAUUUCAACCCAACGCUUUAUUUGUUUUCGAUAACGCCAUGGGAAUGACAAAUUUCAUGCAAGCGGAUUUAGACGGGCUGCCUAACUAUCAGCUAUAUGGAGAUGAGUCACUUACUGUUGCCCAGCAAAAAGAUUACGUCAAAUGGCAGAUUGAGUAUUACUUCAGCCAUGAAAAUUUGGAAAGAGAUUUUUUCCUUCGUAGAAAGAUGGAUGUGGAAGGAUUUCUUCCUCUCAGUUUAAUAUCGGGAUUCCAGAGAGUUCAGAAUAUUACCACAGAUAUAGAUAUUAUCAAAGAGGCUGUUUGUGAGAGUGAAAUAAUAGAGAUGAUUGAUGGCAAACUACGUUGCAAAGAAAAUCCAACAUCUUGGGUUCUUGAAGGAGACACGGAUCUUAACUCGUUUCAUAAGAUGCCUACUAUCCAGAACCAGGUGAUUGUAUCGAUAAGUCCCACUACAUCAGAAGAAGCCUUGUCAUCCCCGGUACGGCAAUUCCCCAGUAAGCAUGUUGAAGAAUUAGGAGAAAUCGUUGAUGAAGAAAAAGUAGCUCACUCUGAUUUCUGGCGUCUCAUCGAUACUCCUGCGUUCAUACCUGGAAAACCCUAUGUUGGUCAUGCAGUGCAGGAUAGUGGAUUCGAUUCCUUUAUUUUACCUCAUGAUGAGCAACAUUCUGCUCCUCAACCUUCUUUGCAACCACGCAUUGGUUUUGGUUCAAAAGAUUCAUCUGCAGAAGAUAAUUGGAUUGAAGUCAAAAAACAUAAAGGAGGUCGAAGUAAAAAGAGUGGAUAUGAUCAAUCACAUAAAUCUGCAGAUGAAAGCAUGGACAGUUCAAUGAAUGAAACAUCAAAAAGCAUCGAAAAACAUGCCGACUCGGUAGACUCAUCCAAUACCAGCAUUCAGUCAUCACGCUCUAACACCGAAACAAACAAGAAAACAAAGAACGUUGACCAACGUGAGGAACUCGAUUUCAUGUUGGAUUCUGAAAUGGAAGAACUGAAUAUCAAUAAACGAAGUUUCACAAAAUGGGAUUCAGACUCUGAUGAAGAUGACAUUACAGAUGCUGACGUCAGCAAAAUUAUCAUAGUCACCCAGACUCCCCCAGCCUUUCGUAAACAUCCUGGAGGUGACAGAACUGGAAACUUCACCUCAAGAACAAAAAUGACACAAUCAUUAGCUUCUAUCAUCAAUGAUGGUCUCUAUUAUUAUGAACAAGAUUUGUGGGAUUUUGACAGCGAUACAGAAGUGGAUGUAAUGGAGAAAAAAGCCCCAUAUACUCGUGUGAACAUCAUCAGUCAGAAAGAAUUUGAGAAUCUUCGUUUGGAAGGCAAAAUACCAAUGACAUUGAGUCAGGUCACCCCGCCUGGUCCGACUUACAAACAGGUACCAGCUGAUGAAGAAACUCAAGCAGCGGUACAAAGAUCUCAGCCGGCCGAUAUUGUACAAUCCAGUCCACGAGCAAGACUACAUACCCCACGUACUCCACAUCACAAAGAUGCAACGACUGCACCAAGAUUUUAUCCUGUUGUUAAAGACACUGUCACUCCUGACCCCAUGACUCCUCGCAAAAUCAAGACUCGACACAGUAGGAAUCCUCCACAGGAACAUCACGUUGGGUGGGUUAUGGAUAUAAGAGAACAUGGAUCAAGAUCCCGAACUCCUUCUACAAGCGGUCGCACUGCCAGUCCUUCCAACUUAUCUGUAACUUCUUCUCGCCCUGUCAGUUGCACUCCUAAAUCACUGCCUAAGUUUGAGCAUCCUUCUCACUCAUUGCUCAAAGAAAAUGGAUUCACUCAACUUGUUUACGGAAAAUAUCACUCAAAAUGUCUCAAAGAACGGAGUCGGGUAGGCGUUGGACAAUCACAAGAAAUGAACACACUGUUUCGAUUCUGGUCAUUUUUCUUGCGAGAUAAUUUCAACAGGAAAAUGUACGAAGAAUUCAAGUCAUUGGCAACUGAAGACAGCAAUUCUGGAUACAGAUAUGGAUUGGAAUGCCUAUUCAGAUUUUAUAGUUACGGGCUGGAAAAGCGAUAUCGAGUUGAUUUAUUCAAGGAUUUUCAGCAAUGCACAAUUCAGGAUUAUAAGAAUUCUCAACUAUAUGGAUUGGAAAAAUUCUGGGCUUACGUGAAGUAUUCUGGACAUUCUAAAUCGGAAAUCGACCCACAAUUGCGAAAAUGGCUCGAAAAAUACAAAAAAUUAGAAGAUUUCAGAGUUUUGCCUCCAGAAAGUGACGAAUCCAAAGAACCUUCCACAUCAUUGUCAGCAUCGAACAAAAACAACUCAUCAGGCGAUAAAAAAGCAACAACAUCAUCCGCCACAUCGUCUCAUAUUGAGAUCAAAUCGUCAACAAUUGCAAUACAUGUUGAUGAGGGCGGAAAUUCAAGCAGGACAUGACAGGCCCGUACAUAAUCAAGUCAAAAUAUCGUCGAGUACUGACUGACUGACUAAAAUUCUGGGUGUGAAAUGGUCUAGCGAUUCUCUUCCGUGAUUGAGCUCAUUAUGUGGAUGAGUUUAAAUUUACUGAUUUUGCUUCAGGAUCCAUUAAUUAAUUAUUCAUGGUUCAGUUAACAAUGUGUUUAAAUUGUUCUGUUAGUCGUAAUAUGGAGUUUAUAUUACGUUAGAAAUUAGCAUUACGGAAUCGAGAGAAUCUUAUGAAUAUUCUUGAAAAUUGAGCUUGAAUCGGAGCUCCAUGUACGCUACAGACUCGAAUAUUAGCGGAAACUUUAGUACAGUUGUUAAAGUUGACUUCAAAAGACUUACGGCACUAUCUUUGGUGCCAAUGAUAGCUUGUAUUUCAACACGUUUGCUCGUUUUUCUAACAAAGAAAAUAAAAAAAAUUCAUUAAUAGUCCUAUCUAUAGCAUUAUUAAAUGUGUGGAGUGUUGCAUGCUCGCGUAAAGACAUCAGAAAAACAGUGAAAAGAAUAUUGAAGUUACUUCUACGUUUUCAUAAUUAAUGAUAAUGCUUUAUAAGCAAAGAUGAAAAUUUGGCAUCUUUCGCUGAGCUUGUUAUGAUGUUUAUUGUGCUAUUCGGUGAUGACAUUUGCUCAACCCAUUACCUGCCUUAAUACUUGUCUUUUAUCCCCACCCCCCAGAUAGAUUUCAAUAUCCUGCUGUUUCAGCGUCAUUACCUAUACUACUGAUCUACUCCCUGGUCCCACCAUUGGCACUUUAUCUGCUUUUUGCAUCAUUGAGUAGGGGAUUGAGUUACAUUCACUUUUGAGCAAGUUUAUAUGUGGAUCACCAUUGAACAAAUAUAUCAAGAGGGACAUAUUAAAAUUAGGAUAACAAAUAGAUCUUCCCAAAUUAUAUUCCUGCCAAUAUCACAACAGAUGUGUUUAAUAAGCUUAAAGUUUCAUCAACAUCCUAAUCACUGUCAAAUUUACCUUUUUCUCAAAUAUAUUUAAUUGUAUCUACACUCACGAACUGUCAAGUCUGAAAUGUUAUUUGGCAAGUACUUACAGAACUUGGUUAGUUACAGAAACAUUAUACUUUACAAUUUGUGAUCCAGGUAUUUUGAAUAAUUUGUAAAGACGUUCAAUCACUCUUUUUAGCUUAUAUUUGCAAAAGUGGUGAAUUGAGAAAAAUCUGGCAUGGGUGAAUUCGAAGUGAAAUAUAAAAUGAAUCCUAGGUGAACGGUUAAUUUUGUAAUUUUUUUUCACUCAAUAUGGGGCGAUAAUUAGGGCUGUGAGGUUGGCUUUGGCUUGAAAAAAUUUGUACUCUUGUCUCCCGCGUUUGGGAUAAGAUCAAUUUUAUCUCUAGACUAGAUAAAGUUUUCAUAACACAAGCUUCGGCGUAUGCAAGCCUUCCUGGUAUACUGUUGAGAACACUUUUGGUCACCAUCGAAAUUCUUAAAUUAGUAUGAAAAUACGACUUCAGUGAAAGCAUGCCAAACUUCUCUACAGACCUGGUCAUUAAUGAAUUUGUCUGCUUUAUCAUAAUUUUGUGUUUUAUUAUAGAUAAUACGGGCUGAUUGAGCAAAGCUAUAUCGCUACUGCAUGGCUUAUAAAAUUCUGAUUUUAUUGGGUGUGGCUGAGGUAUAUGGUUUCAAAUUAGCUAUUUUAUUCUUCUUCUUAUUAUUGUUAUUAUUAUUCUUACAUCGUUUUCUUUGAUUUUAAGCUUAUUAUAUUUUUGCUUUCUUUUUUCAACUGCCUAAGUAAUCGUGGGAGAACAUGUAACCUUUUUGCUGUAAAGUUGCGGUCAUAAACAUUGAGACUUGUCAAUUAAUUAUUUUAAUAAAAAAACAAUCUGUACGGAUAAGUUACAUUUAGUAAAAUAAACUGCUAAAAAAUAUAGAGAAACGUUGCCUUUUACCUGACCGGACUAAUACUUAAAUUCUUUACGUUAUUUUUAUUUCAUAAAAUCUCAACCUGGCAUUGGAAGUUUGUGUUCCUCAUGCUAGCAUGAUAAUCGAACCAAGCAAGCUUAAAUUUUUUGAUCCGUUGUUUAAAAAUUUGCCACAACUGACUGUUUUUACUUAAAAUUUUUCACUCUAAUGGUCAUUGACAAAAUUUGUUGUUUUUUGAUUUUUUCUGUCUGGUGUCUGAUGGUGCGACUGAUUAACUUGAACAAAUAAAAAUAAAUUCUGGUUUUUGGGCAAUCAUAAUUUACAUUUUCGAGCAGAAAAUGAAUUUUUAUUUUAUUGUAUUCAUUCUUGUUUAUAUAUUUUGAUGAAAAUUUAAGAUGAGUUCGAAAUGUUAAUUUGGGUUAGUGGUGUCUGUUUUUACAUUAUCAUGAUCUUGGUGCAUCUUACACUGGAAUCAUUUUGAGAAAUUGAUUAAAUUGUAGUCCGUGGAUCCAAUCUAAUCUACAAAAAUUAAUUGUCAUGAUUGUUCAUUUGUUAGCAACCUACAUCCUGCCAGAACAUGAGAAUUUAGACGAAAACAUUUAGAAUUUCAAAAUAUCGAAAAAUGAAUCGGAUAAAGAAAAUAGACUUUCUUUUUACUGAAUAAGACAUGCUUGUUCAUUUAACAACUGUUGUAAUUGUCAUCAAGAGCUUAUCUGAGCAAUAUAUCAUUUUCUGUUCUAUGUGCCAAGAGAUCUUAUUAAUUUUUUUUCUGAAAUGAUAGGUGCUGUCAUUAAUAUGCUUCAUCCCUGUUCACUUAUAUCAUUCACAGGAAUUGAACAGAGAAUCUAUAAUUUAAUUUUUCUUUGAUGUGAAUUGGAUAAAAAAUUACUUUACUGCCCUAUUCAGUCCUGGUAUUGCCGGAAUCUUUGUACAAUUUAUUAAUUAUUGUUAAAAAGACUAAAUUUGUUUCAUUUUGUGAGAUUAUAUUUACCCAGUUUCUGCCAGUUUUUAUGUUACAAAAAACUUUUCAUUUGCUUUUAAAUUGGGACAAAAAUGGAUUUGAUCUGUUUUAUUAGGCACAAUUUCUGGAUUUUAAUACAACCAAAAACCUAUUCAAUUCGUGUGUAUACAAUGUUGUAUAUUCGUGGUAAUGACUAUCAGAACAAGCAAACAUAUAAAAGCAUUAACUGUUCUUUUAUCCUUGGAUAUAUACAGAGUAGAAAAGAUUUUUGAACUUUUUGUUAUUUCAUCAUUUUCCUUCCUUUGCCAAAUUCGCUGUAUUCAGAAAAUAUCUGCACAAAUUUUAUUUUUGUGGCUAAAUCGUUCAAAAGACGACCUUACCACAAGGACUCAAUUUCAUUUAAUUCUAGAUUCUUAUUUCUGCCUAGGAAUUAACAACCUAUUUGUUUUUUCUUUUUAUUUUACUCCAGUUAUUAUCAAUUUUAAUUUAGUUUAUCAUGAGUUUUCUUUUAAAUUUUAAAACAAGAAAACGGCCAGGUAUAAUGAUUUGAUUAGGCCAAGCAUGACUUGUUAUUAUUAAACAAAUUUGUGGUGUGUUUCUGAAGCCUGCUUUUAUCAGGCAUUUAUUUUUUUAAUUUUUCCAGGAAUCGUUCCCCAUCCUGUCUAUAUUUUAUUAAAAUCCGAGUAAAAGGUAUGUUAGAUUUCUAGAGUGUUAAUUUUACAACGGAUUAUCUUCGGCCGCAAGCGGCCAAGCCUGUUUCGUUCGUAAUUAGACUCUGAAAAUCUCAGAUUUAAUUUUUUGUCUUUUUGCUGCUGUGUUUUGUGUCGAUUCUUUUUGCUGCAUAUUAAAUUGGGAAAUCUAAAAACGGUAUGCGACGGUA
Messenger RNA from Styela clava, 7712 nucleotides. Its product is annotated as la-related protein 1B-like. Gene Ontology annotation, biological process: mRNA stabilization; positive regulation of translation. Gene Ontology annotation, molecular function: RNA cap binding. Lineage: Eukaryota; Metazoa; Chordata; Ascidiacea; Stolidobranchia; Styelidae. The record is from RefSeq and is a predicted model, not a curated record. Gene Ontology annotation, cellular component: cytosol; cytoplasmic stress granule.